UGCCUUACACAACAAAUGACUGAAAAUAAUACGCAGUUAGAAAAGCGUUUGGUACAACAGAUUACAGAAAAUAAUACACAAGUGCAAGAGAAAUUUUCAAAAUUUGAAGACGAAUUAAGCACAAUAAAAAAUGACGAAGAAAAUUUAAGAUCAGAAUUUCUUCAACUGAGUAAUCGUAUGCGAGAACUGCAACUGCAUGGCCCUGCACCAUCAACAAAUAAUCCAAGAUUGAAGGCACCCACAUUCGAUGGAAGUAUUCCAUUUCAAAUUUUCAAACUUCAGUUUGAAAAGACAGCAAUGGCCAAUAACUGGAAUGCAGCGGACAAAGUGGCGUCCUUGUUUGUAUCAUUGAAAGGGCCUGCGGCAGAAAUCCUUCAGACUAUUCCAGACUGUGAACGGGACAACUAUGAGGCAUUGAUGAGUGCGAUAGAAAGACGAUAUGGUAGUGAGCACCGGAAACAAAUAUACCAGAUCGAACUGCAAAAUAGGGGUCAGAAAAUGAACGAGUCAUUGCAAGAGUUCGCAACUGAAAUAGAACGACUGGCUCAUUUGGCAAAUGCAGAUGCACCUGUGGAUUACAUUGAGAGGGUAAAAAUUCAAUGUUUCAUAAAUGGAAUUCGUGAUGUGGACACCAAACGCGCCACAUAUGCAUUGCCAAAAAGAACGUUUGCUGAAACGGUUUCGCACGCCCUCACACAGGAAACAGCUUCCCUACUAAGUAAACCAGCACACAAGGUACAAAGGGUUGAAAUGGAACAACCGGCGCUGAUGGAAGAAAUAUUGAAGACUCUGAAGACAAUUGCUGCACCGCGAGUAAAUACAACAGGCAGAUGUUUCAACUGUGGAAAAGCGGGUCACUUUGCCCGAAAUUGCAAUAUAAAGGUAAACCCAUCAAAACGGAACCAACCAACAGAACACCGAAAGAGGAUUCACCACAAAAAUGCGGAUGCAUUAUCGCGUCGCCCUUGUCCACCGGAACGUAAACAUUGCUCCAAAUCAGAGAGAAAAGAAGGUAUAAUCGACGUGCGAUUACUGAAUAUAGAACCUGAAGAUGAUUGGACUCCUCACCGCAUCAGAAUCAAUCAGCUGGAGGACCCUGAUCUUACAAAGCUGGUAAUGGCCAAAGAAAAUGGGGUACGACCACCAAAGGAACAAAUAAGUAACGAGAGUCCAACGGCAAAAGCAUAUUGGGCCCAAUGGAACAGCAUAAACCUCGUUAAUGGAUACCUUCAUCGUACCUGGGAAAGCGAAGAUGGCAAACAGUCUCGUCUGCAGAUCAUAGUACCGAAGUCCAUGAUCCCAAAAGUAUUGAAAGAAUAUCACAAUGGACCUAGUGGAGGGCACCUUGGAAUUACAAAAACUAUAGAGAAGAUUAAACAACGGUUCUACUGGAUCGGUUGUCGAGAUUCCAUAGCAGAAUGGAUAAGUAAUUGCGUAGAGUGCAUGGCAGCUAAAGGUCCUAAAGCCAAAAGUCGCGGUAGGCUACAACAGUACAACGUGGGAUCACCAUUUGAACGAGUCGCAAUGGAUGUUGCAGGUCCGUUCCCAACCAGUACGGCCGGAAACAAAUAUCUACUGGUUGUCAUGGACUAUUUCAGUAAAUGGCCAGAAGUAUAUGCCUUACCAAACCAGGAAGCGAAGACAUUAGCCGAAGCGUUUGUAGAAAAUUGGAUAACAAAGUUCGGAGUGCCCGUCGAAUUACACUCAGAUCAAGGCAGGAAUUUCGAAUCUUCCAUUUUUCAAGAAGUCUGUACAUUAUUGGGCAUCCACAAGACACGGACAACAGCGUUACACCCACAAUCAGAUGGGAUGGUAGAGAGAUUCAACCGAACGCUCGAAGAACAUCUGCGGAAAAUCGUUGAUAAAGACCAACGGAAUUGGGACAAGUGCAUCCAGAUGUUCCUGCUGGCGUAUCGUUCAGCGAAGCACGAGACAACUGGUUACACGCCAGCAAAGAUUAUUUUCGGAUCUGAUCUGCGACUCCCUGCUGAUCUUAAGUUUGGUACGAAUCCUACAGCUGUAAGAAAUGAUGGAGAUUAUUGUUCUGCCUUAAAGGAAGAAAUGAAUGAAUUGCAUCUAAUGGUAAGACAGCAUACGCAUCUGAUGAGCAAUAAGAUGAAGGACCGGUUCGAUCAAGCGGCAAAUUCAAAAGGUUUUGAAGAAGGUGAUCUGGUCCUGUUGUACAAUCCACUUCGAAAGAAAGGCUUGUCCCCGAAAUUGCAGACAGCCUGGGAAGGACCCUAUAUGGUAAUGAAACGACUUAAUGACGUGGUAUACCGCAUACAAAGAAAUGGGAAAGCACGAUGUAAAAUGAAAGUAGUACAUUUGGAGAGGCUCGCCCCACUUGGUUCAAGAGGAUUUGUGCCUAAUCGGGACGAUUAGGCUUUAGUGGAGGGCAGUGUUACAAAAGUAGUAUUAAGUUGUAUUUGUAUUACUAUAUGCAUCCCUGAUUAUGAACAAUAGCUGUAGGUAUAUGGAAUAGCAUUUGUCUUGUUGUAGACAUCUGGCGCCACACUGUCUGCUCGUCUAGUUAAACAAUUGCUGAGUCUGGCGCCGCGACUGUCUGCUUGCGUCUGGCGCCGUAUAGCCGUAAGUUCUGGUAAUUUCCAGACGCGAUAUUCUAGAAGGACACGUCGGCAUCAGCGAGAAGUGCGUGGCUAGAGCCGUAUGUUCUGGUAAUUUCCAGACGCGAUAUUCUAGAAGGACACGUCGGCAUCAGCGAGAAGUGCGUGGCUAUAUAAGCCGUGGCAGCGCCAACGUAAUCAAUCAGUGCUAAGAGUAAACUGCUAUAGUGUAGACGAGUUGUGAAAUAAAGAGUUGUUGAAUUAAAUUAAACAGUGUUGAUUUUAUUUGUCAAUCCAGAGAUACGAACCUAACAAAGUAAACUAGCAAGAGUAAAUUCGUAACAAUAUAUAGAGAAAAUAGUACAAAUGGCUUUUGUAUCUUAUGAUAUUUGAUAAAUAUCGACAAAAAGAUAACCCUGGUCGGUCCAACACUGGUGUUCAUAGUUCUUUUGUGUCGAACUACUCUCUGCACUGGCGGCCUUCGGCCGCGCUUCAAAAAAAAAAAAAAUAGCCCUGGUCGAACUAUUCUCUGCUCACCAUCAAAAAAAUAACCCGAACACCUAUAUUAAUCAAAAGGAGAGAAAUACUGAAAAACUUUGCAUUCUAUAAUAAGUUUUUUCUAUUGAUUAUGUAUUUAUUAUGGUAUAUAAUCCAUAUAAAUAUGUGAAACAAUAUCUCAUUUUGAAUCAUUUAUAUCUGUAUAUAUGAAACAGAUUUUUGAUUAUAUUUUCAGGACACAAAGUAUGGCAACACUGCUAUUUGUCAUAUAUGUAAACACUCAAAUCUCUUGAAAGUUUGAAUGUGCAAAAUAGUUUUUAAGGUAUUUUUAUUUUCUUAAAAAAUACACAAUUAGUGUACAUUUUUGAUAUAUUCAAAUGUGUACAGUGUAAUUAAAUAUAUACAUAUUAAUUGAAAAAUGUGUGGAAAGUGGGUUAAACGUAGUGAAAUAACGAGCAUUAUUUUUACAAAUUUUUGAACUUUAAAUAGAAAUAUCUCGGAAACUAUGAGUCUGAGGAGGGUAUAUGUGUAUUAGAGUGUGCCAUUCUGAGGCAACCUUUUUUUCAACUGAAAAGCAGGCUUAAAACUUUCGAAAAUGUGUAAAAAAAAGUCACCCAAAAGAUGAGCUCUUAAUAUUAAUAUUAAGAGGUGCCUAUUUCAAAUUUUCUGUUUUCCAUAUAAAUUACAUGGAAAAAAAUAAUUUUUUUUUGUGGUGGUUAUUCUGCGGAGGUUUUAUAUGUGCCCCGAUGGCUGCCAGUAGGGAUGGUAAACUCGAUCUCGAUUCUACUCGAGAAUCGAGUUUUCUCGUAAAAUAAUCGGUUUUUCGAAUGUCAAGAACCGGUUCUUAAUCCACUUCGACUACUGAAAAUCGAAAAAAGGUGGUUUUUUAAUGCCAAUUUGACAAUUUUCAACCAAUCAAAAAGAUCGUAGUCUAUUGUAUAGCAAAUAUAUUCAACUAUACCCAGUUUUAAUUCGAUCGGUCAAUUUCUCGUUGAGUUAUGAUGUCAGCAAUUUUAAAAAUGUCGUUUCGAGAAAAACGCGUUUAAAGUUUCACUUAUAUAUAGUAUGUUUGCACCUCUGAGCGGUCGCUGUUUAGAACGCUGUCAUUCAAAAACUAUUCAAGAUACGACCUUGCCGAUUUCACAGGAUAUUUUUGAAUAUAUAAACUAUGGAAAAAGUAAAAAGAAAAAUAUUUUUUUUUGAAAGUGUCACACUGGUAUAGCCCCUUAAAGUUCAAAAAUUCAACUAUUUAGAAUGCGUGUUUCUACGAUUUAUUUGAAUUUUAAACUUAUAUUUUUGUCUUUUAUGUCCAGUUACACUUCAGUACUUUGUUUCUACACAAUAAUUAACAAUUUAAAAAAAAUCAAGCUUUUUUGUCUUAUUAAAUAGUGCAAUAUGUUUAAAAUAUUCGCCCAAAAUAAUAAAAUAAACGAUCCGAGUAAAAUUCUAAGAGAUAGACCCUUCGAAAGUUUCGCCCAGCAGGUCACGUCGGUGUAGCGCACCAACUUUAAAUGCGUUUUUCUCAUAACUCCAUUCUUGAAGUCCGUGGACACGAUUUCUCGAAAAGUUAUGAACCGAUUUAGUUCGAAUUGUGUACACAUCUUAAGAAUAACAUUAUCUACUUAUUGAACGAAGGAUUUUUGUUUUUCCCAUUACAACUUAUUUUUAAAGCCAAUAAAUUUUGUACACAUCUUUGGAAUAACAUUAUCUUGUUAUUGAACAUAGGAUUUUGGCUUUUUUCAUUACAACUUAUUUUUUUAAGUCAAUAAAUGGCGAAUAUUUGACCAAAAAAUGUAAGGAAAUAUGAGACGGGACUACGGAACGGAAUAUUGUUGGUUAUUUAAUUUUAAAUGAACCAAUAAUAAGUUAUGCUGUCCACGGCGAGAGCACGUUUUUGUAACACCCAGAGAGAUGAGUUCUCAAGGACUGAAUUUCCAACGUUUUUAUAUUAAAAUUUCAGAAGACAUUGUUCAAAUAUGUACAUGUCAUAUUCUAUUUUUGAAAUAUAUUAUUGCUUACAUUAAAAAAAGUUAAAAUACCUUUUUUUGUACUUCUGAAACCCACCUAACCCUUUAAAGAAAAACAACCCUGGUCAAUCCAACACCGAAAUUUAUCAAAAAAGGGACGUUCUGAAAUAUUAAUACAUAUAUGAGUAAAAUAAUCAUUCCCCAGUUUAUAUCACAUUAUCUACUGUCUGUCAUAAUCCGGCACGUUGCUCCCUAUUUGUUUUAACCAACUUUGCAAUUAGAAUAAGUGAUAAUAAGUGAAAUGAGUAGUAGAUGCAAAAUAGUGGAUUUUGUAAAUUCAUAACUUAGCUCACGUUGCAUAAAAGCACCGAAAAUUUCGGCACUAUUCCGAUUACAAUGGCGGUCGGGUAAAAAACACGAAUUUCGGUAUAAAUGGGGUAUUUGCUCAUAUGGGAGCUUCCCCAGUGGAGGAUUAUGCAAAAAUAAUGUUGCUAACACUUACAUUUUUUAAAAUAUUCCCGAUUAAAAAUUCAAAAAUUUGUAUCAAUAACACAUAGUACAAUAUUUCACAAUGUUUCACUAAACUUUUUCACAAUUUUCACUUUUUAUAUUGAAAUAUACACUCUAAACAUUAAAAUAAGAUCACGUUUCACUUAUAUUUUGUUAUUUUUUAGCUAAAUUUAUUAACUUAAAAAUCAAAAUGCAAAAUGCACACUCAUAGUUAAAUAGGUUAGAUUAGAAUGAGCGUUGCCACAUCUUAAACACCAAAUAUGAAGACUUUUUUAACAACAGCAUUUUAUUUGUUUUUAUUUUCGCAUUAUUCUGCUUUCUUUAUGAUCUAUCAAAAAAAUUCUUCCCAAUAUUUUUAAAGCUAUAAUUGAAUAUAUAAAGCGUGUGCCGCCUUCGGCCGCGCUCUAAAACAAUAAUUCUUCUGGCGCCAAUACCCUGGGUGACUGAAGCACUUUCGCAUAUUACUCCUUUCAGCGUUGGGGGCAUUCGGCCGCGCUCUAAAAAAAUUACCCUGGUCGGGCCAAUAGUCGGGGUGACUGAAGUACUUUUGAGUAGUAAAAAAAAAAAAAUAAUCCUGAUCGAUCCAAAACCCGCGGCAACCUAAAUACUUUAUUAUUUUAUUACGUAAUAUUAUCAUGUAAUAUUACUUAGUUGCUUAUUAAAUUUAAAUAAGAAAAUAUACAUAUGCAUGGAUAAAUUGUUUAUACUCAUUUUAAUUUGAAAUAUAAUUUAUCGACACACUUGUUUUUAUUAGAACUAAGAUUGCUAAAUAAAGAAAGCAGAAUUAUAGCGAAAAAGAGAAAUUUCAGCGAAUUGCUGAUGUUUGCUUAUCAUCAUAUGGCAGCGCUCCAUUUCAUCAUAAUUGUUAGCACAAUAAUGAAGUUUUUAACAGUACAACCAACUUACAAAAAAAAUUUUACCGUUUCGAAAACGCGUGAAGUUUAAAUUAAAAAUUCAACUUUCAAUUUCAUCACAGUAGUAUUUGACUUGACUUUUUUUCUUUUUUUAUGAAAGUAUGACUUAACUGUUCCCUCGACAGUCGGGUCUACGUAACCGGAACGGACCCGGAUUCUUAUACGGCCAAGGACUGUCAUCUUGGCAGAAUUCUGUCGCUACAACAACAACAACACUUGACUUCAGUAUCUACUUGCACUUAACUAGCUUGCUUCUACGCAUUUAAUUCACAUUUAAUAGUUCAUAAAUUCUAUUUAUUCACGAAAUAACGAUAACAUAGGGCUUGCAUGAAAACAAUGAAAAUAAGUUGGUAUUUUUUCCAUGUAGCGUAAAUUAAUAAAAAUAUUAAUUUUCUGGUCUAAUAAUGAAAAUAGGCAUAUUUUUCAACGAAAAUGGUUUUUUUUUUCCGUUGGACUUGGCUCGCGGAAGACCCACACGAUCGAUUGCUGUUUCGUUUUGGGCUCAUACGCAUAGAUCCAUGAUUCGUCACCUGUGACGAUCUUAUAAACGUCUUUUGAAGCACCGCGAUCGUAUUUUUCAGCAUUUCUUUACACCAAUCCACACGAGCCUUCUUUUGAGCGAUUGUCAAAUUGUGCGAGAACAAACCUUUUUUACGGCCAGGUGUUCAUGCAAUAUCGAAUGUAUGCUGGUGGGAGAAAUGCAUAGGUAUGCCUCUAUCUGAAGGUAUGUGGCCAUUUUUUGGCCGAGAUGAAUUUUUUAAUCCCCUGUAAAUAAAACAAUUUAGGAUUAAAUGACAAAACGUUCUGAGUGAUGUUAUGCUAAAAAAUGUCAAACUUUCCAAUGGAAAUGUCAUAUUGCACCUGGCAACACUUUGUGUUGCCUUCUUCUUCUUUACUGGCGUAGACACCGCUUACGCGAUUAUAGCCGAGUCAACAACAGCGCGCCAAUCGUUUCUUCUCUUCGCUACGUGGCGCCAAUUGGAUAUUCCAAGCGAGGCCAGGUCCUUCUCCACUUGGUCCUUCCACCGGAGUGGAGGUCUUCCUCUUCCUCUGCUUCCCGCGGCGGGUACUGCGUCGAAUACUUUCAGAGCUGGAGUGUUUUCAUCCAUCCGGAUAACAUGACCUAGCCAGCGUAGCCGCUGUCUUUUAAUUCGCUGAACUAUGUCGAUGUCGUCGUAUAUCUCGUACAGCUCAUCGUUCCAUCGGAUGCGGUAUUCACCGUGGUCAACGCGCAAAGGACCAUAAAUCUUUCGCAGAACUUUUCUCUCGAAAACUCGCAACGUCGACUCAUCGGUUGUUGUCAUCGUCCAAGCCUCUGCACCAUAUAGCAGGACGGGAAUUAUGAGCGACUUAUAGAGUUUGGUUUUUGUUCGUCGAGAGAGGACUUUACUUUUCAAUUGCCUACUCAGUCCGAAGUAGCACCUGUUGACAAAAGUAAUCCUGCGUUGGAUUUCCAGGCUGACAUUGUUGGUGGUGUUAAUGCUGGUUCCUAAAUAGACGAAAUUAUCUACAACUUCAAAGUUAUGACUGUCAAAAGUGACGUGAGAGCCAAGUCGCGAGUGCGACGACUGUUUGUUUGAUGACAGGAGAUAUUUCGUCUUGCCCUCGUUCACUGCCAGACCCAUUUGCGUUGCUUCCUUGUUCAGUCUGGAGAAAGCAGAACUAACGGCGCGGAUGUUGAGGCCGAUGAUAUCAAUAUCAUAUAAAAGAUUGUACCUGCUCGAUUAAGUUCUGCAGCUCGAAUAAUUUUCUCCAGCAGCAGAUUGAAGAAGUCCCACGAUAGGGAGUCGCCUUGUCUGAAACCUCGUUUGGUAUCGAACGGCUCGGAGAGGUCCUUCCCGAUCCUGACGGAGCUUUUCGUGUUGCUCAACAUCAGUUUACACAGCCGUAUUAGUUUUGCGGGGAUACCAAAUUCAGACAUCACGGCAUAAAGGCAGCUCCUUUUCGUGCUGUCGAAAGAAGCUUUGAAAUCGACGAAUAGGUGGUGCGUGUCGAUUCUCCUUUCACGGGUCUUUUCCAAGAUUUGGCGUAUGGUGAAUAUCUGGUCGGUUGUUGAUUUACCAGGUCUGAAGCCACACUGAUAAGGUCCAAUCAGUUUGUUGACGGUGGGCUUUAAUCUUUCACACAAUACGCUCGAUAGAACCUUAUACGCGAUAUUAAGGAGGCUAAUCCCACGGUAGUUGGCGCAGAUUGUGGGGUCUCCUUUUUUAUGGAUUGGGCAUAGCACACUUAAAUUCCAAUCGUUGGGCAUGCUUUCGUCCGACCAUAUUUUACAAAGAAGCUGAUGCAUGCUCCUUAUCAGUUCUUCGCCGCCUUGUUUGAAUAGCUCGGCCGGCAAUCCGUCGGCCCCUGCCGCUUUGUUGUUCUUCAGGCGGGUAAUUGCUAUUCGAAC
Messenger RNA from Bactrocera dorsalis (oriental fruit fly), 8845 nucleotides. RefSeq lists its product as uncharacterized. Gene Ontology annotation, biological process: DNA integration. NCBI's taxonomy places the organism in Eukaryota, Metazoa, Arthropoda, Insecta, Diptera, Tephritidae. The transcript is spliced from 3 exons. The record is from RefSeq and is a predicted model, not a curated record. Gene Ontology annotation, molecular function: nucleic acid binding; zinc ion binding. Bases 16 to 2382 code for a protein of 788 amino acids.